Molecule: messenger RNA, 1170 nt
Organism: Copidosoma floridanum
Lineage: Eukaryota; Metazoa; Arthropoda; Insecta; Hymenoptera; Encyrtidae
Gene: Karl
Product: lipocalin/cytosolic fatty acid-binding protein Karl
Biological process (GO): lipid transport; brain development; lipid metabolic process
Cellular component (GO): cytoplasm
Molecular function (GO): lipid binding
Source: RefSeq, a predicted model, not a curated record
UCGGCGGCGCAAGUAUAUAUUUAAUACAACAGUGCAUACUUGCACACCUAUAUACAUGAGUAUCGUAUCGGAGCACAUUUUCAGAGUACAUGCUUACACAUGCGGGGUACAGGAUGAGGGCCUCGAUCUCGUCGUUGUCGCUGGUGCUGGUACUUUUACUGGCCGGACUCGUAGCUGCCGAUGGCCCGGCAAUCGGUAGUGCUUGGAAACGAAACGAGGACAAGACCAAGUGUCCUAAAGUCAAGGCCAUUCGGGACUUUAACAUCGCCCAGUUCCUGGGGCAGUGGUACGUGGUGCAGUACUACGCGAGCUCCGAGGAGGCGAUUUCUUACCGCUGUAUGCGGGCUGACUUGUCGGUGGUGUCCGGCAACGCCGAGGUGACUAUGAAUUUCACCUACAGCUUCACGGACGACCCGUUGAACGAGCAGCUCGUCGGCAACAUCACCUGGAACAUACCCUCGCACGAUCUCCCGGCUCACUGGGUUCACGCUGAAGUUCCCUACGAGGGCGUGUACAAUACCUACGUGUUGGACUCGGAUUACAAGUCGUGGGCGUUGCUAAUGCACUGCGCCGAAAAGGACAAAAGUCUGCGCUACCUUUCCAGCUUCAUAAUGAGCCGCGAGUCCGAGCUCCCCAACAACGUGGUCACCUACCUGCGCGAAAAACUCCCCAGAUACGACAUCGAUCUCGACUACAUGUUUCCCAUGGACCAGGCCAACUGCACGAGCCUCGACUCGUACGCCAACUCGCUCAUUCCGCCGACCAUCUUACUAGCCAAGAGGAAAUACACCAACAACAGGCAUCCGCUCAAACGCAAGCACAAGCUGCGAGCAUGACUCUGAAGACAAGGUCUUUAUCCAUACCAUGCGCAUCCUGACUGUCCGACGCGAGAGACAUAAAUAAGGGUGACGAUGUGGGAUUGCGUACAAGUAUCCCCGAGGGCUGUGCUGCGUCAAAUGUUCGCCGAUGAUUCGGCGCCGUGUUGUAUUACCAAUUUUUUUUUUUUUUCCUUUUUUUUCCUUUUUUUUUUUACUUCGUAACGUAGUGCCUUUAAUGUGUUUAUUGUGACGGUGCUUUCGAGCCUUGAGGCUCCAUGUUGCUGCUGCUACUGUUGUUAAUAUGUAAAUUUUCUCGAUGAUAAACAUGACAAUAAAGUGCGUUUUUUUUUCU